CCAUCUUCUUCCACUCUCUGCAACUUCGAGAAUCCAAAUUCGACAAAAUACCCAUUUGAGUAAUCCAUUGAAUAUCAUCAAGUUCAUCAAAAUCUCCAAAUGGGUCUUUCCCUCAACACCAUUCCCCAAUCGACAAUCACCCAAUCCCACUACCAUACCCACAAGAUCUUUCUCUUCUCCAACUACAUCCUCCUCGGUGCCGCCUCCAGUUGCAUCUUCUUGACCCUUUCGCUCCGCUUAGUCCCUUCCCUCUGCGGGGUUUUUCUGAUCCUCCUGCACGUCGUCACCAUCGUGGGGGCAGUUUCGGGUUGCGCCGCCGCAUCUUCUGGUACAAACAGGUGGUAUGCGGCGCACAUGGUGGCUACGGUUCUGACAGCGAUUUUUCAGGGAUCGGUGUCGGUACUGAUUUUCACUAGAACUUCUGAUUUUCUGGGAAAUUUGAAGUCGUACGUGAGGGAGGAAGAUGGGGCGGUGAUUUUGAAAAUGGCUGGGGUGCUCUGCGCGGUGAUUUUCUGCUUGGAGUGGGUGGCGCUGACACUGGCUUUCUUCUUGAAGUACUAUGCGUACGUUGAAGGGGAUGUUAAUGGCGGAACGGCGUUGAGGAGAAGUGCAAAGAUGCAGCAGGAGAAUUUGAAGGACUGGCCAUGGCCUUUCCAAGUCUGAAUUUCUGGGUUCAGCUGGUGCGGAAUUGAUAUUAUUCUGCUUUCUAAUUGAAUUGUUGAGGGAUUUUGGGGGUUUAAUUCAUCUCAUUUAAUUUCAAAUGAAUAUAUGGGUUUUUUUUUCUUUUCUUGGGACAUUAUUUUUUUAAUUGGAAUAUGCUUGUUGUGGAGGGGCUAUUGAAAUUUACGAAGUCCUUUUUAUGAUGUUAUUAUAAUCAAUAUGCUAAUGAUAUUGAUUAGCUUGUUACUACAAGUUUUCAAUUUUUUAUAAAGUGUGUGCUUUCGA
Rubroshorea leprosula is the source of this 945-nucleotide messenger RNA. The record is from the annotation of a GenBank genome assembly. NCBI's taxonomy places the organism in Eukaryota, Viridiplantae, Streptophyta, Magnoliopsida, Malvales, Dipterocarpaceae.